This is a messenger RNA of Cooperia oncophora, 1230 nucleotides long. The record is from the annotation of a GenBank genome assembly. NCBI's taxonomy places the organism in Eukaryota, Metazoa, Nematoda, Chromadorea, Rhabditida, Trichostrongylidae.
UUGGUUUUCUCCCUUGACAGGUGGUCUUUCGAUGAGAAAUAUUUCGCUUGUUUGAAAGCUCCAGAAAAGGACAAACUCGAGAAGGAAAAGAAGGUCAAUGGUAUUUCUGUCUUUGAAACCGAGAAAUUCGCGUUGGUCGAUCAUCGCAACAUCAUUGUGGAAAAUAUCAAGACCUUCCAGUGGUGCCCUACGCAAAACAUUCUCUCCUAUUAUGCUGAAUGCACGGACUCUCUUCCUGCUGAGUUUGGAUUGGUGCAGAUGCCUAACCAACAGAGGCUGAGGUCAGGACGUAUUCAUAACGUUGCGGAUGCUCAAAUUAUGAGUCGCAGGUACUCGAAGAAGCAAAUGAAAGAAGGUGGUGAAGUGAAGUAUGUAGGAGGAUGUACGUACCAUUUGGAAAUCUUCGAAAUUGACAAGAAAGAUGUUUCUUUGAUGAAUCUGCCACUUCCUGAACCGUUCAUCAACUUUGGUUGGCAGCCUUACGGCGAAAAGUUCUGUGUUCUUACUGGAAAUCAGGCGAAAGUAACACCUUUGGUAUAUCGUCUUGAACCUAAUAGUCAUGCACCCAAAUUGAUGAGCAAAUUGGAUCCAGGUGUUCAGUUCAACGAGGUGUCGUGGGCUCCUCAUGGUGGAUGGUUAGCUAUACUGGCGAAACGGUCGAAUGGUGGUAAUGUAAUGUUUGUCGACACAACCUUGCAAGAAGCCAAGCGCACAAAUGUUGUAGAGCACCCAGGCUUUAAUAAGGGAUACUGGGAUCCAACAGGUCGAUAUUUCGUGACAUGCUCGACGCUCGGAGGAAGAAUAGGAGCUGAUCUUGGUUUUAGGCUAUAUACUUUCCAGGGUCGAGAACUCUGCCGGAAAGCACUGGAACGUUUAUCCCAGUUCAAAUGGCGUCCCCGUCCACCCGUAAAAUUAAGUGAACAGAAGUUGAAGGAGAUCAAGAAUAACCUGAAGAAAACAGCGGUUCGUUUCGAACGUGAAGACAACGAAGAGAAGAAUAGGGCUAGCCAGGAAGUUAUUGAGAAGCGAAGAAAGAUAAUGGCAGCAUUCGAUGUGAUUCGCCAAAGAAAUCUCAAGAAAAUCGCGGCUCAGCGUGAGCUUAGGAUAUCGCUUAGAGGUGGUACGGAUACUGACAACAAGCAGGCUGAAGAGCUCGUUGAAGAGCAAAUUAUGGUAGCACUCGAUACGCAAAAGACAUUAGCACCGUUGGGAGAGGACGAAUUGGACUAG